Messenger RNA from Xenopus tropicalis (tropical clawed frog), 3408 nucleotides. It is a transcript of the gene ggt7, whose product is annotated as gamma-glutamyltransferase 7. Lineage: Eukaryota; Metazoa; Chordata; Amphibia; Anura; Pipidae. The coding region runs from base 43 to 2010 and encodes 655 amino acids. The record is from RefSeq and is a predicted model, not a curated record. Gene Ontology annotation, cellular component: membrane. Gene Ontology annotation, biological process: glutathione metabolic process; glutathione catabolic process. The transcript is spliced from 15 exons. Gene Ontology annotation, molecular function: glutathione gamma-glutamate hydrolase.
CCCAGCCCCCAAACCGUGUUGGUGACGCCACAACCUGGAGAGAUGGCGGAGCAGGGUUCGGGCCGUUCCUUGGGCUCCUAUUCUCCCGUGGAUUAUAUGAGCAUUACCAGUUUCCCCCGUUUGCCCGAGGAGGAGACCGGGGGAGAGCAGGGCCCUCGGGCUGGAGAGGAGGAUACGUUCCUGGGGGAGCAUGACUCGGACCCCGACGCUUUCCUGAAAUCAGCCCGCCUACAGCGGCUUCCUUCUUCCUCCUCUGAAAUGGGGAGCCAGGAUGCCUCACCCCUCCGAGAGACCGUCAAGGACCCUUUCAGCUCAGACUGCAGUUGUAGACAGGAUAGCCUUACCGUUAUCAUUACGGCUUGCGUGACUUUUGCUCUUGGGGUUACCAUAGCACUUAUCAUGCAGAUCUAUUUUGGAGAUCCACAGAUCUUCCACCAAGGGGCAGUGGUGAGUGAUGCUUCCAGAUGUACUGCUCUGGGCAUAGAGGUAUUAGAGAAAAGGGGCAGCUCCGUUGAUGCCGCCAUAGUGACUACCCUUUGUCUUGGAAUUGUCAAUCCUCACACAUCUGGUAUUGGAGGAGGCGGAGUGAUGCUUAUUCAUGACAUCAGAAACAACAUAUCAAAUGUUAUUGAUUUCCGAGAGACAGCUCCGGCUUCUAUCCAUGAAGAGCUGGUGAGACACUACUGGAAGGAGAGGCCUGGAAUUUUGGUUGGAGUUCCUGGAAUGCUGAAAGGCCUCUCAAAAGCCCAUGAGAUGUAUGGGAAACUUCCGUGGCAAGAAGUAAUUUCUAUGGCAGCUGAAGUGGCACACGGGGGUUUCAAUGUGACCCACGAUUUGGCUGAGGCAAUAAAUGAGUCCAGGGGCCAGACUUUCUCAAACACCUUCUUGGAGACCUUUCUACCAGAUGACAAACCGCUUAUGGCAGAAACGUUCAUCCGGAGGCCGGACUUAGCAGCCAUUUUGUAUGCUGUAGCAAAAGGAGGGAUAGAAGCUUUCUAUAGCAGCAACCUGACACAGGAAAUGGUCUCAGAGGUAAAUGCAUAUGGGGGUGUCCUGGCAGAAGAGGAUUUCAGCAACUACAGUGUUCUAGUAGAGAAACCAAUGCAGACCGUUUACCAAGGCCACCUUGUGUUUGCACCACCAGCUCCAAAUGCCGGCCUCGCCCUGAUAACGGCCCUCAACAUCUUAGAAGGGGCAAACCUGACCAAGCAGACUCCCCGUGCAAGUGCCCUUCACUGGAUAGCUGAGACCCUCAAAAUUGCCCUUGCCACAGCUAGCACUCUGGGGGACCCCACACAUGACCCCUCAAUGCCCGGCUUUGUGAAGGAGAUGCUGAGAGAGUCUGAGAUCAAUUUCCUCCGUCAGCGCAUCAACGAGUCCCAUGCCGCCCCCACAGAACAUUACAUGCCCUUCUACAACCUGGAAACCGGAUCUGCUUCCAGCCAGGCCUUAGUGGUCGGACCAGAUGAUUUCAUUGUGGCUGUGGUGAGUUCCCUGAAUCGUCCUUUUGGCAGUGGAAUUAUGACAUCCUCCGGCAUCCUUCUUAACAGCCAAAUCCUUGAUUUUUUCUGGAGCAACAGAAGCAACAGAACCUCAUUUCCCAGCCCUAGUAAUACAGUUGAACCAGGAAAAAGGCCUCUGUCCUUCCUGCUUCCCACAGUGGUACGGCCAGCUCAUGGUCUGUGUGGGACCUACCUCUCACUUGGGGGGUCAAAUGGGGACCGUGCUUUGACUGGGAUUACUCAGGUCCUGCUUAAUGUCUUGUCCUUUAACAAGAACCUGAGCGACAGCGUAUCCAAUGGGAGGCUUCACCCUGACCUGCAGACCAGUCUUCUGGAAGUUGAUGGAGACUUCCCAGAGAACGAUACCCUGGGCCUGGAAUCCAAGGGCCAUCUCCUCCGGAAGAUACCAAUUUUGUCCUUAGUUCAUGGUUCACGGAGGAGCAACGACCUCAUUAUCGGAAUAAAGGACCCACGCAGCAAAGACGCUGGAGCAUCCACUAUCUUGUAGAUCCUUGCAAGGUGCACCUACAUGCACCAUUCUGAAAUGCACCCGUUUUUGGGAAGCUCACCUGGCUUAUCGGAGGCACUUAAUUAAAGGAACAAACCACCAUAAAUACCAGGGAUUGGGUUGUGCAGAAACACAGUAUGCUAAAGGAAAAUGUCUUUGAUUCAAUUUCUCCUAGCAUAGCAAUUUGUCUCAGUAACACCACCUUGAUUAAAUAAUACAGACUUAUCUUGAUAAAGAAAAAUCAGUUGUGACCGAACACAUGGAAGAGGCUGUGGUUUUCUGUCCUUAGAGUUCUAGGCUAUUGGUGGACUACAAAUUCCAAAUUGCCCAGGUUAGUGAGCGCUGAGAGAUGGCGAUUGAUAUAUUAUUUUCCAGACCUUAGUUGAUGUUGAUUGCUACUUUUAUUCUCAAAUCUGACAUUUUACAUCACUAUAGUAACUGCUGCUCUCUGAAAGUAGAUAUUUUUUCCCCAUUUUUCUCUUUCUAUUCUAAAACUCAGCGUACAUUUUCCCUUAAGGUGGCCAUACAAGGGCAGAUUCAAACUGCCAUUUUGGACCCUACAGACUGAUUUGGCAGCUUAUCUGCCUAUGUACAGGGACCUACACCAGGCUUACCCGACCAAUAUCUGGCCAAAUAUCAGGCAGAUGUCGACCGGGCAGGUUUGAUUUUCCUGUCGGACCGAGGACCGAAUCAGCUCACUUUACAGUCCUCGCCCUGACGGCUUGUAUACCAAUUGGUGCCCCAUUGUUGAAAGAUCCACUCGUUUUGGGAUCACCCCAAACAAGCGGAACUUAUAAUGUAUGGCCAGCUUAAGAUCAGAAUGGACCAACAUGAUGGUUGCAAGAGUCUAUAGUUACAUGGGGUGCUCACAGGAAAAUGUUUCCUUGUUUAUAUUGCAUUGGUCAUAAAUACAUGUUAUUACACUAUUACUACAUUAGUAAAAUUGGGCAUAGUUGAUAGUGACAAGAUUUAAAAAGCAUUGCCUUCUUCAAGAGCUAUUUAAAUUCCCAAAAUCCAGUGCUCUUUGUGAGAUAUGUCUCCUUGUGGUUGGAGACUUUGGAGACAAAAAGAAAAGGGCAAGUCACCUUUUUGCCUGUGUAACCUGUGGAAGGAACCACGGACCAUGCCUCAUUCUGUAAGUAUUGUACGGGUAGGAAACGUAUCUGCAUCAUGUAGAAUAUUUCGUGCCAAAUGUAUACUUAGCAUGAGUCCAGACUGUGCUAUUUGUCUUGAUCCUGCUGUGAUACAGAACUGAUUUACUAAGAAACAUUUCACUUUUGGCCCAGGGCAGAGACUGCCGACGUCUCUAAAUGUGACUGUCAUUUUGCCUUUUAAUAGCAGCAAGUCUGUGAUUCACAAACUGCAUUUGAAAAUAAAAUGAAUUUCCUGAUUCGAGGA